UUAAACAAGUCGCACAAGUUGUGGCCUUGCUCUUUGAAGUGGAGGUGAGAGGCUUUUGUGUUAUCUUCUUUGCCUUCUCUCUCUAUCUCUAUCUGCUCUUCAGCCAGAGAGACCCAGAGCUUGAAAAUUAUUGGUAUUUACAGCUUCUGGGUCUCUAAUGGCGAGAUUGGUCUUAUCAGAAUGUGGUCUAAAACCUCUCCCUAAAAUCUAUCCUCAACCCAGAUGUGGAAUAUCCUCAAAGACUUCCAUUUCUUCUCAUCUUAAACCAUUACCGCUUUGUAAAAGCCACAUUCUUGGUUUGUCUUUGAGGUCCUCAAGUGGGUUUAGGGGGAAAAGUUGGACACUGAAUGUGAGUGCUCCAUAUAGAGUCAUGCCAGUUGAUGAAGAUGAUAAAGAAAGAGUUGGAAUCAAUGGAAUUAAUGGCGUUGAAGGUGACAAUGAAUUCGACCCUGGUUCGCCGCCGGAUUUUAAGCUAGCCGAUAUUAGAGCUGCCAUUCCGAAACAUUGUUGGGUUAAGGAUCCAUGGACAUCGAUGAGCUAUGUUGUGAGAGAUGUCGUGGUGGUUUUUGGUUUGGCUGCUGUUGCAGCGUAUUUCAACAAUUGGGUUGUUUGGCCUCUUUACUGGAUUGCUCAGGGAACCAUGUUCUGGGCUCUUUUUGUACUUGGACAUGAUUGUGGUCAUGGAAGUUUCUCUAGUAAUCAAAAGCUGAAUAGUUUUGUGGGUCAUCUUCUUCAUUCUUCAAUUCUUGUUCCGUACCAUGGAUGGAGAAUAAGCCACAGAACUCAUCAUCAGAACCAUGGACAUGUUGAAAACGAUGAAUCUUGGCAUCCAUUGUCUGAGAAGAUUUACAAGAGUUUGGAUAACGCUACUCGACUUUUGAGGUUCACAUUGCCUUUCCCCAUGCUUGCUUACCCUGUCUAUUUGUGGGGUCGAAGUCCGGGAAAGAAGGGAUCUCAUUUUAACCCGAACAGCGACUUGUUCGUCCCGAAUGAGAGGAAAGACAUUAUUACAUCUACCGCUUGUUGGACUGCAAUGGCUGCACUGCUUGUGUAUCUUAAUUUUGCAAUGGGUCCUAUCCAAAUGCUUAAGCUCUAUGGUAUCCCAUACUGGAUUUUUGUCACGUGGUUGGACUUGGUAACUUACUUGCAUCACCAUGGCCAUGAGGACAAACUUCCAUGGUACCGCGGAAAGGAAUGGAGUUAUCUAAGAGGAGGGCUUACGACACUUGACCGUGACUACGGAUGGUUCAAUAACAUCCACCAUGACAUUGGGACCCAUGUCAUUCACCAUCUAUUCCCUCAAAUUCCACAUUACCGUUUGGUGGAAGCAACUGAAGCAGCUAAACCAGUGCUUGGGAAGUACUACCGGGAGCCAAAGAAAUCUGGACCAAUCCCGUUUCACUUAUUGGGAACCCUUAUAAGAAGCAUGAAAAAGGAUCAUUAUGUGAGUGAUACUGGAGAAGUUGUAUAUUAUCAAACUGAUUCCCAUCUCCAUGGACCUGCUACUUCAGAAUGAAGUUGUCGCAGAUUUCCAGGUCUAAGACGAGAAGCAGCUCAUUGACCUUGGAUUCUUCGCAUUAUUUAACCGACAGUUAUUCAAAUCUGUAUAACUGCAACGACAGUUCUUCUGCCCACACAGAUUCAUUCUUUCUUUUAUUGGCAAAAAAGAUGCCUCAUAUAGAUUGUUCAAUGUACAACUUCCUAAUAGUAAAAGAAAUGCUGCAUUCUCUUUUUA
This is a messenger RNA of Ziziphus jujuba (common jujube), 1735 nucleotides long. Its product is annotated as omega-3 fatty acid desaturase, chloroplastic. Gene Ontology annotation, molecular function: oxidoreductase activity, acting on paired donors, with oxidation of a pair of donors resulting in the reduction of molecular oxygen to two molecules of water. The coding region runs from base 158 to 1516 and encodes 452 amino acids. Lineage: Eukaryota; Viridiplantae; Streptophyta; Magnoliopsida; Rosales; Rhamnaceae. Gene Ontology annotation, biological process: lipid metabolic process. The record is from RefSeq and is a predicted model, not a curated record. The transcript is spliced from 8 exons.